Molecule: messenger RNA, 937 nt
Organism: Drosophila navojoa
Lineage: Eukaryota; Metazoa; Arthropoda; Insecta; Diptera; Drosophilidae
Molecular function (GO): serine-type endopeptidase inhibitor activity
Source: RefSeq, a predicted model, not a curated record
GUAGAGACCGAUCUGAUGAUUUGAAUGAAACUGAAUCUCGCGCUAUGUCAGACGUCGCUCCCAUUAGCUCUGCUAUAUUUGCCUCUAGGGAACUUCUUCCUGCUCUGGGAAAUACGACGCAAGCAGUUAACUUUAGCGACCCCCAAGGUGCUUUGAAAACCAUCAAUGAUUGGGUAGCAGAACACACUAAUGGAAGACUAAAGAGUUUAAUCGAUAGAGUUGAUGCAAACAUGAAAAUGAUCUUGUUAUCCACGUCAUUCUUCGAUGUAGAGUGGAAAUAUAAAUUCGAUCCGAAAUUCACGAAGAAGGCAAACUUCUAUACGAGCCUAACACAAUCCGUUCCCGUCGAUAUGAUGAACGUGCGCGGUAAAUUUUUCCGGAGAUAUAUCGAAAAUAUAGACGCCGACGUCUUAGAGCUGCCAUUUGCACUAAACAAUGUUCAAAUGCUAAUUCUAUUGCCAAGGAAAACUGAUGGCAUAGACAAGCUUGUUGAUGGUUUGACGACGCUCGAGCUGAGUGAUCUGAAGUUUAAAGGAAGCCCAAGAAAAGUAAUCGAUGUUAAGCUGCCCAAGUUCAAAAUUAACUCUAAAGCUGAUUUGAGGAAAUCGUUGCAAAGCCUGGGCGUUCACGAUUUGUUCACCAAUGCGAGCUUUCCAGGUGUAGCCAAUCAUGGGGUAAUGAAAGUAGAUGUUUUAGUACAAAACGUCGCAUUGGAAGUGUCGGAGCGUGGCGCCUUAUUCCCAAUUGUUACAUUACCAAAGCGGAAACCUCACAAGUUUGUAGCGGACCAUCCAUUUGUGUUUCUUAUCCGGCUAGACAACGAUUUCCUUUACGGAGGACGUGUCAACUUUGUCGAUAAUUAGGAAAUUGUCGAAGUAAAAUCGGGAGCACUUACUGAAGCCCACUGAAAUCUUUGUCUUUGCUCCCAGAACCUAUC